AUGUAUGCGUCUAAUCUGUGCUGUACUGAACUGCGACGGACUGAUGUCCAAAAAGCUGUAAUACAAAUUGAGAAGCUCACGUCCAAGAAUCCCUCUACCAAUCUUAAAUGCAUCACGCAAGACACUUACCACAGAGGAAUGCUGAAAGAUCCUGUUUUCGUCGCACUUCAAGAAAUUUGGUAUAAAUUGUCAGAUUCACCUUUUACAGACAUAAAAACUGAAGAAUCAACGACCACAGAAUACAGCUGCAUCAACGAGUGGUUUCAUGCAUACCUACAAUACUUGGAAACUGUCCUAAAUCUUGAACGCGAGACAUAUUUCGUGGUUGACUUAAUUCCAAGACCACCUCCGCAAACCGAUAAGAAGAUUAUGCAGAGCCUCGAAGAAAUUGUGGUAUCCUGGCAGGAAUUGUUUUCAAGCAAGUUGUCAACCGAAGAUGAAGGAACUACAAAAUACAUUGAGGCCAUUCGUCUAAUAUUUGUUAGCGGAAUCCAGUUAAGGAAGAAGCAACGAAAUAGGAAAAAGCUGAAAAGCAUAGCUAAAUAUUUUUUAAGUCAGUAUGCAGAAAAGUUGGAGAAUAGACGUGAAAGUACUCAUAAAAAGUUACCAGAAGAUUUGCAAGUGGCGUUUAAAUUAGGAAUUUACGAAAAGAUACUAGAUGCUUUGGAGGACAGGGUUAAUAUUGAAAGUAUUGAACCUCCUCCUGUACCAAAUGAUUGUGAUGAAUGCCUGAAGAAACAAUUAAAUGCAGAAUUCCAAACAGCCUUGAACGCACUGAAAAAGAGAAUCAGCAUACCUGAGGACUUAGAUGGGUAAAUUAAGGAAGGAUAGAAACUUUUUUAAUUGAACGCAAUCUGUAAAUAAUUUGAUUGAUGGAUAGGUGGAUGGAGAGAGAGAGAGAUGGUGAUUAUAAAAGAAAGUAUUUUUACUUAGAAGUAACCAAGAAAACGGAAAGAGUGAACGCAAGCUCAAAAUGGUAGAGGAAGACAAUUCAGACCUCAGGUCUGUCAUAUAGUUCAUGUUUGGUUACGAAGGAAUUCAUCAAUAGAUGAUAUUUCAUUUUAUAGUCCAAUGAAAGUAUUUUUGUUUUGACUUUUCCUUAGUGACAUACACUGUAAUUUCAAAAAGUAAU
This is a messenger RNA of Saccostrea echinata, 1132 nucleotides long. RefSeq lists its product as uncharacterized. NCBI's taxonomy places the organism in Eukaryota, Metazoa, Mollusca, Bivalvia, Ostreida, Ostreidae. The record is from RefSeq and is a predicted model, not a curated record. The coding region runs from base 1 to 816 and encodes 271 amino acids. The transcript is spliced from 7 exons.